Molecule: messenger RNA, 2080 nt
Organism: Salvelinus sp. IW2-2015
Lineage: Eukaryota; Metazoa; Chordata; Actinopteri; Salmoniformes; Salmonidae
Gene: txndc5
Product: thioredoxin domain containing 5
Biological process (GO): protein folding
Cellular component (GO): endoplasmic reticulum
Molecular function (GO): protein disulfide isomerase activity
Source: RefSeq, a predicted model, not a curated record
UGCUUUGCAUCUCCACCUGUAAAACGCCAGCAACCAUUGUUCAGAGCGUCUCGCUAUGCAUUGGCUCUAUCCAGAUUCCCGAAAAGUCAGCAGUAGGGCUAGGGGCUGUCCAAGUAUUCACAGACGGGAUCAUGGCCUCCUCAGCACUGAAUUGCACACCUUUUAUGUUGUGUGUUAUUUAUUGUGCGUUACUUUUUGGUAAUAUAUUUUGCAACGCUGAUUUAGAAGAAGAUGAACAUGCCAAGCAUACGUAUACGGUGGAUAUGUUCAAUGAUGCUGUCCCCACAGCUCCUCACUUUGUCAUGUUCUUCGCCCCAUGGUGUGGUCACUGCCAGAGCCUACAAGGGACAUGGAAUGAGAUGGCGGACAAAUACAACAGCAUGGAGUCGCCACCCGCCUACGUUGUAAAGGUUGACUGCACUCAGGACGUCAAGUUCUGCUCCAACGUCCAUGGAAUCAGGGGGUACCCCACGUUGAUGCUGUUCAAGCCCGAGCAGGAGGCGAUGAAGUACCAAGGCUCCAGGGACCUGCAGUCUCUGGAGACCUGGAUGCUCAACACUGUGCAGGAGGAGCCUGUGGAGCCAGAGACUGAGCUGGAGCCUCCCAAAGCCCCAGAGCCAAAGCAGGGCCUGUAUGACAUCACCGCCAGCAACUUCAAGGCCCACAUCUCUAAAGGGUCCCACUUUGUCAAGUUCUUUGCCCCCUGGUGUGGUCACUGCAAGGCCAUGGCCCCCACCUGGGAGCAGCUGGCCACCAGCUUCGAGCACUCAGACAACAUCAAGAUCGGCAAGGUGGACUGUACCCAGCACUACGAGGUGUGCUCUGAGAACGCUGUGCGUGGCUACCCCACCCUGCUCUUCUUCAAGGACGGAGAGAAGGCGGAUCAGUACAGAGGCAAGCGGGACCUGGAAUCUCUGAAGGACUUUGUAGACAACCAGGUUAAGGCUGCUACUAAGGAGGAUGACGUGCACCCACAUGCUAACGAGAUCCCAGUACCCAGCGCCGAACCUGCCAAAGAGGAGGUGUGUGUGUUUGACUGUUUCUCUCAGUCUGGCGUUAUUACACUCACAGAGAGCAACUUUGACGAGACCGUGGCCAAGGGGCUGACGUUCAUCAAGUUCUACGCUCCAUGGUGUGGCCACUGUAAGAAUCUGGCCCCUGCAUGGGAGGACCUGUCCAAGAAGGAGUUCCCUGGCCUGACUGACGUGAAGAUUGGCAAAGUGGACUGCACAGUGGAAAGGACGAUCUGCAACAGGUUUUCAGUACGUGGGUACCCCACCCUGCUGUUGUUCAGAGCUGGUGCUCAAGGUGAGGAGCAUCACGGAGGGCGGGACUUGGAGAACCUGCACAGUUUUGUGAUGAAGCAGGCCCGAGACGAGCUGUAGCAUUGUCCAAACAACAUCCACCGUUACUUCUCUCCUCCACCCAACACAGAAUAUCUGGCCAAUGGGAGGAGUCCUCUCUCCCACAACGGCCAGCUCUUAUCUCCCAUCGUUUUCCUUUCAGAAAGGAGUAGCGUCAACGCACUGCUUUUUAACCCCCUCUGUAAUGUCUCAUGAGCGAAGCCAGUCUGAUUCUAUAAUAAUCCAAUAGUUUGUGUGAAAUGUGACUAUAUUUUGUUUGGGCUGCCCAAACUGUUCCUCUGGAGAGCAUUGGCUGGCUCUGCAAACCACUUUUUGCCAGCGGUACUUAAAUCGGCCAAACCUUAAAAUGCAUACCGCCAUAGUCAUCCCAACACUUGACAACUCAAGCAGAGUCGUCUUAAAUAGUGACUGCUGGUUGUAUCAAACGUUGGAUUAAUGCUGACUGAGUUUGUCUGAAAUKUUAUAGAUAUAAAAUGUGUUAAUGUUCAUUUGGUGAUUUAAGAAAAUCAUGUUGACGAACAAUCAUGAGCCGUUGAUGUAAUGUUACUGUUGCACAGAGGUCAAAGCCACGUUGAUUGUUAAGUUGACGGUACUUUUGAUCCAUGCCAGUGACGGCCUAACUAACUUAACUCUCAGGGACCCCCAGUUGGAGUUCUUGGCCUAUGCCAUACUGCAAUCUCUUAUCGGCUAUCAAACUGCUUUUUGGCUAUGACAGG